AGUUCCUUCCCGACAGAGUUUACAGCAUAUAUUGGUGGAUUCUUGUCCCAGUGCAUCUGCUUUAAGAAUUAAAGGAAGCAGUGUCAAGAAAUCAAGGAUUCAAGGCAUUUGCUGAAAAUGAAGCUAGGUGCAUUUACUCUCGUCUUGGCAUUAAUUAGUGGUGCCAGUGGCCAGUACUAUGAUUAUGAUUUCCCUUUAUCCAUUUAUGGGCAAUCAUCACCAAAUUGUGCACCAGAGUGUAACUGCCCUGAAAGCUACCCAACCGCCAUGUACUGCGAUGAGCUGAAACUGAAAAGUGUGCCCAUGGUGCCCCCUGGAAUCAAGUAUCUUUACCUUAGGAAUAACCAGAUUGACCAUAUCGAUGAAAAGGCCUUUGAAAACGUAACUGAUCUGCAGUGGCUCAUUCUAGAUCACAACCUUCUGGAAAACUCCAAGAUAAAAGGAAAAGUGUUCUCUAAACUGAAACAGUUGAAGAAGCUGCAUAUCAACUACAACAAUCUGACAGAGUCUGUGGGCCCACUCCCCAAAUCACUCGAGGAUCUGCAGCUUACUCAUAACAAGAUCUCUAAACUUGGCUCCUUUGAGGGACUGGUAAACUUGACCUUCAUCCACCUCCAACACAAUCAGCUCAAAGAGGAUGCCAUCUCAGCAGCCUUAAAAGGUCUCAAGUCACUUGAGUACCUAGACUUGAGCUUCAAUCAGAUGACCAAACUGCCUUCUGGUCUCCCAGUAUCUCUUCUAACACUCUACCUAGACAGCAACAAGAUCAACAACAUCCCUGAUGAGUAUUUCAAGCGUUUUAAUGGGCUGCAGUAUCUACGUUUAUCUCACAAUGAGCUGGCUGAUAGUGGAGUACCUGGAAAUUCUUUUAAUAUAUCAUCUCUGGUGGAGCUGGAUCUCUCUUAUAAUAAACUUAAGAGCAUACCCACAGUUAAUGAAAAUCUUGAAAACUAUUACCUGGAGGUCAAUGAACUUGAAAAGUUUGAAGUAAAAAGCUUCUGUAAGAUUCUGGGGCCAUUGUCCUACUCCAAGAUCAAGCAUCUGCGUUUAGAUGGCAAUCGUCUCACCCACACCAAUCUGCCACCUGAUAUGUAUGAAUGUCUACGUGUAGCAAAUGAAAUCACUGUCAAUUAAUACCUUCUAA
Messenger RNA from Marmota flaviventris (yellow-bellied marmot), 1144 nucleotides. RefSeq names its product lumican (gene Lum). Gene Ontology annotation, molecular function: collagen binding; protein binding. NCBI's taxonomy places the organism in Eukaryota, Metazoa, Chordata, Mammalia, Rodentia, Sciuridae. The record is from RefSeq and is a predicted model, not a curated record.